AUGGUGAAACAUCUAAACCCCUCCAAGUUGCGUAAAGGCACAAAGCAUAAUAUCAACGUGCAAACCUUCAGUGGAGCCAAUGUUGCUGAUAUGCGUUAUUAUGUGAAACCAGCAAUAUCAAAAUCCCCUGACUAUCUGCUCCUACAUGUUGGAACUAAUGACUUAAAGCGACAAACCCCUCAACAAAUAGCUGGGUCAAUUUCUACGCUUUGCCAGGAAAUCGUAAAGGAAUCACCAAAUACUAAGAUUGUAUUAUCGAAAGUUAUAACCAGAUCUGAUGACUCAAGCCUAGAUUCCAAAAUCAAAGAACUAAAUUGCAAACUAUCACAGGUAUGCCAUAAUAAUAAAUGGGGUGUAUUAAAUCAUACCAAUAUUACAGCAGAUCACUUGAAUCCUUAUGGUCUCCACUUAAAUAAGCAAGGAACAGCAAAGUUGGCCAAGAAUAUUAUAGAUCAUUUCAAAAACUUAAAUUGACAAACGAACAAUCAAAAUAAUAUUACUCCCUCAGAUGAUAGUAAUAUACAGAGGUUUAAUGCCAUCGAAAACGAUAAUGCCAAUAAUGCUAAUAGCCCUCUGGGUAAUGAUGUAAAUAGACAACAGUCACACGCUAGCGGCUCUCUUUUUCCUAAACUUAAAGGUUUUAAAGUAUGUCAUCUAAAUAUAGCAAGUUUGAUAAAACGCUAUGAUGAGCUUUUGCUAUAUAUGCAAAACAAACUUUUUGACAUUAUAACGCUUAACGAAACUAGAUUAGAUAGUAGCGUACUAAACGGUGAAAUUGAAAUUCCUGGUUAUGAUAUUGUUAGGCGUGAUCGAAACAAAAGCGGAGGAGGUGUUGCAAUGUAUAUUAGAAGCAACAUACCAUACACCAUUCGCAAAGACCUCUUCCCUGAUAAUUUAGAGUUGAUUUGCGUAGAAAUUAAAAAAAUUAAAAGUAAACCUCAGUUAAUUACAACAUGGUACAGACCACCAAAUUCCAGCGUUGAGCUGUUUAGCGAAUUUGAAAUUUUUUUAAAACUACUUGAGGACGAAAAUAAAGAAAUUAUCAUAACCGGAGAUCUCAAUUGUAACAUUCUUGAGCAGAACAAAAGUUUGCCUACUUCUAAACUAAUUGACCUGAUUGACAUUUAUCAAUUACAGCAACACAUACAGUGUCCCACGAGAAUUACUAAUACAACAGCAUCACUACUGGAUGUUAUCCUCACUUAUUAUGGUGAUGAUAAAAUAUUAGAUACAGGAGUAAUACACCUUGGUAUCAGUGAUCAUAGUCUUGUUUAUCUGUGUCGAAAGCUCAGCAUUCCUAAGGCGCCACCAAAAACUGUCUUUACUAGACAUUAUAAAAAUUAUAAUGUUAACCAGUUUAACAACGAUCUAAGUGAGGUUUUUAGUUUGCCCUUGGAUUCAGCUAUUUUAACUGACCCAAAUGCCUUAUGGAACGAUUUUAAAAAUAAGUUUUUGAGCGUCGCAGAUAAACAUGCACCAAUCAGACAAAGUCGUGUCAAGAGUGAAUAUAAACCGUGGCUGACAAAUGAAAUUAAGCAAAUGAGCUAUCGUAGGGAUUACCUUAAAAAGCAAUCGAUUAAAUUAAGAUCUGCGUAUUAUGAUAAGGCUUACAAGAGAUGUAAAAACAAGUUAAAUAAUCUCAUAAAAGAAACUAAACAAGAAUACUUUAGAGAUAAACUAAGCAAUGCUAAAAAUAGCAAAGAAAGUUGGCGAACUAUUAACGAAUUAUUAAACAAAAAGCCUAAAACUUCAGAGGUUAAAGAACUAGAUAUAAAUGGCCAACUUAUUACUGACGAUGAUAAAAUUUAGAAGUUAAACGAAACUUACCUGGAAGUUGAAGUUUGACUGGAAUUCUAUCCCAUAAGAUUAGUAACCAAGGACUGACAAGAAGAACGAACGCAGGCUCACCGGGAGUGACAUCACAUCAUUAUUUGAAAGCAACGCACAGUGACCAAGCAUAAACAGAACCAACAAGCAAUAUCAUCAGACUGACAACCCAGUAG
Messenger RNA from Paramuricea clavata, 2003 nucleotides. The record is from the annotation of a GenBank genome assembly. NCBI's taxonomy places the organism in Eukaryota, Metazoa, Cnidaria, Anthozoa, Malacalcyonacea, Plexauridae.